AGUAUGAUAAAAUGGUUGAUGAAAAAGAUGCAGAAUUGAAAUGCUGGAAAGAAAAACAACGAAAUAUCAACCUAUGUAAAAAACCUUUGGAGGAAGAGCUAACAUCUCUCAAAAGUGAACUUUCAGGUGUAAAACAACAAUUUAAAGAAGUGACUGGUGAAAAGGAAACUUUUGAAAAUCAAGUUAAGGCAUUGAAGGGCACAGUCAAAUCUUUAAAAGAUGAAAUAAAAAAGAAAGUUGAAUCAAAUUCCAUUUUGAUGAACAAAAAUAACAGUGCAUCAAAUUGUGAAGUAUCUAAGACUCCUGUCAGAAAAAACAACCUAUCUACUGCCUCAAAAUCAGCAGAACUGCCUAAACAGUCAGGAAGUUCAAUUAUUCAACAUUUUCAUACUUGGACACCAGCAGAAAAAGCUAAAGUUUUCCCAAAUCAUCAGACGUACACAAUAAAAACUCCCCUCGGUGCUCACAAUCAAUUUCUAAAGGGCAUAAUGAAACCGCCAGCUGAUGAAGCUCUGCAGAAAAAGAGAAAAGUGGUUUUAGACUUGGAUACACAUUCAGACAGCUCUGAACAGAGUGAUCUUUUGAGCAUGAUUCCGGAAUCUGACAUGUUCAGAGAAUUGUAUAAAGGAAACUCAGAAGCUGCUAGUCUCUUUGGAAAACCAUUCAAACAGUUGUGCAGUCCAGCAAAGCCCAAAACUUAUGGCAAUGCUCUGAAAAUGGAUGCUGUUAAGAAGAUGCGAAAAGCAGGGUGGGAAGCUGUCACAAAGGAAAGCAGGAAAAAAAGGAUGAAAAUAGCAGAGAAAAUAUUUUAAAUUUAUAUAGAUUAUUGUUUUUUUUCUUAAGAUUUCCUUGGACUUCCAGAAAAAAUAUAUUGUUUCUCUGUAACUUCAAAUAUAAUUUUAAUGGUAAGUUAUUUCAAAUAUGUUGAUGUAUUUAUAUAGGAGAACACUAAUUUAAAAGGUAUUUAUUCAAAUUUGAAUAAAGAUAUACUGCUAUAAGAAGUUAUUGGACCUCCACAUUACAUCUUAACAUGGCUCAGGCCAUUUAAUAAAUGUUUAUUGUUUAACUUCAUUUAAAAAAAAGAAUGAGCAAGUUCUCAAACUUGUUUAGAAAUCCAUAUUAUUGCAAUGGAUUUUUCUCUUAUUUGUAGUCAAAAUCUCCAACUGACCUUUGGGUCUCCUGCUGCAGAUGAUGAGGAAUGAUAGGACACAUCCUAAUUCCUUUCUUGUUUAUUAGAUUUCCUAGAGGACGUUAUCCAUUUUAAAAUUAUUUUUACAUUGGGCAAGAGAAAUGUCUUUGUUGCUAGGAAUGACAUUAGGCCCAAAUAGCAAUGCAGUUUUUUACUAAAUGAUAAAAUGCAUUUUUUUUUGGUAAAAUUUAAACUUCA
Molecule: messenger RNA, 1387 nt
Organism: Amblyraja radiata (thorny skate)
Lineage: Eukaryota; Metazoa; Chordata; Chondrichthyes; Rajiformes; Rajidae
Product: synaptonemal complex protein 1-like
Exons: 7
Coding region: 12-812 (266 amino acids)
Biological process (GO): synaptonemal complex assembly; lateral element assembly; chiasma assembly
Cellular component (GO): central element; male germ cell nucleus; synaptonemal complex
Molecular function (GO): double-stranded DNA binding
Source: RefSeq, a predicted model, not a curated record